Molecule: messenger RNA, 14037 nt
Organism: Erinaceus europaeus (western European hedgehog)
Lineage: Eukaryota; Metazoa; Chordata; Mammalia; Eulipotyphla; Erinaceidae
Gene: MGA
Product: MAX dimerization protein MGA
Exons: 24
Coding region: 300-9539 (3079 amino acids)
Biological process (GO): cell fate specification; regulation of transcription by RNA polymerase II; positive regulation of DNA-templated transcription
Cellular component (GO): nucleus; MLL1 complex
Molecular function (GO): protein dimerization activity; DNA-binding transcription factor activity, RNA polymerase II-specific; RNA polymerase II cis-regulatory region sequence-specific DNA binding
Source: RefSeq, a predicted model, not a curated record
CAGGUGGGGAGGGGACCGAGGUGCCGGCCCGGGAGACACUCCCGCCAGCCCGCCUGCACCCGCCCGGCACAGCUCCCUGGGGGCGGCGGGGACGCGCGGAGGUGAGACCCGGCGGCCGGCGCCUUCCCGGCGUGCUCUGCGGCGCCGAGGGGCGCCAGCGCAUCCCGGCGUGCACCGGGGAGCGCUCAAGGGCGAGGGCUCCAGGCUUCAGGAGUGCCACGCGAAGGUACACCGGCUGGGAAGGCCAUUAUGACUGUGAUGAGUACAGUUAUCUAACUACUGAGUUUCCCACUGGAAUCAUGGAAGAGAAACAGCAGAUUAUAUUAACUAAUCAGGAUGGUGCAACAGUGGCAGGAGCUGCACCUACCUUCUUUGUCAUCCUAAAACCGCCAGGAAAUAGCAAGACUGAUCAAGGAAUUUUGGUUACUAAUCGAGAUGCCUGUGCUUUGGCUAGCAGUGUGUCAUCCCCAGGAAAGUCGAAAGGAAAGAGUUGCCUUCCAGCUGAUUGUACUGUGGGAGGAAUAACUGUCACCUUGGAUAACAAUAGCAUGUGGAAUGAAUUCUAUCAUAGAAGCACAGAGAUGAUUCUGACCAAGCAAGGAAGACGUAUGUUUCCCUACUGUCGUUAUUGGAUAACAGGUUUAGAUUCCAAUAUGAAGUAUAUCCUUGUCAUGGAUAUAUCUCCUGUGGAUAACCAUCGUUAUAAAUGGAAUGGUCGUUGGUGGGAACCCAGUGGAAAGGCUGAGCCCCAUGUUUUGGGGAGGGUUUUUAUUCAUCCAGAAUCUCCUUCCACGGGUCAUUAUUGGAUGCAUCAACCAGUUUCUUUCUAUAAACUCAAGCUUACCAACAAUACACUGGACCAAGAAGGGCACAUAAUCCUGCAUUCUAUGCAUCGCUAUCUGCCAAGGCUUCAUUUGGUGCCUGCAGAAAAGGCUACGGAAGUGAUACAAUUAAGUGGUCCUGGUGUUCAUACUUUUACUUUCCCACAGACUGAAUUCUUUGCAGUAACAGCUUAUCAGAACAUUCAGAUUACCCAGUUGAAAAUAGAUUACAACCCAUUUGCUAAAGGUUUCCGGGAUGAUGGACUGAAUAGUAAGCCCCAGAGAGAUGGAAAGCAAAAGAACAGCUCUGACCAAGAAGGGAAUAGUGUUCCCAGUUCUCCUGGUCAACGGACCCGUCUUACAGAAAGUGAGGCAUCAGAAAUACAGCUAAGUGAUUCAGACCCCUUAUCUAGGGGCCAUGAAACACCAGGCAAGGAUUUGGAGAAGCCAUCCCUUAUGAUAAAACGAGACAUUGUAGGUUUCAUGAAUAUUGAUUCAGCACUUGAAGUCCCUCAGUUGAAGCAAGAAGUUUCUGAAAGUCUUGUUGGCAACAGUUUUGAAGAUGACUCCCAUAUAGCCUCAUCAUUAGAUUCAAAUGGAAAUUUCAACGUUGUUAUUAAAGAGGAACCUCUAGAUGAUUAUGAGUAUGAACUUGGUGAGGGCCCAGAAGGUGUCACCGUGAAACAGGAAGAGACAGAUGAAGAAACAGAUGUAUACUCAAACAGUGAUGAUGAUCCAAUACUAGAGAAACAACUCAAGAGGCAUAAUGAAGUUGAUAACCUAGAAACUGAUCAUGCAUCUUCUAAAUGGCUACCAAACAGCCCAUCAGGUGUUGCUAAAGCUAAAAUGUUCAAAUUAGAUGCUGGAAAGAUGCCAGUAGUCUAUUUAGAACCUUGCGCUGUUACCAAAAGCACUGUAAAGGUUUCUGAGCUCCCAGAUAACAUGCUCUUCACAUCUCGGAAGGAUCCAUCUAUCAUGACAGAAUUAGACUAUUUGCCUAUGUACAUUGAAAAUUCCAAUGAGACUGGCUUCUGCUUAGACAAGGAAUCAGAAAAUGGUCUUAGGAAACAUUUACCAGAUCUCAAAGUGGUACAAAAGUACCCCUCACUUAAAGAACCACAGUGGAAAUAUCCCUAUGUGUCUGACAGCAUCAGCACAGAAAGAAUGCUUGACAGUUCAAAAAGUUCAUCAGGGGAUUCGUUUUUAGGAACUGAAGACUUGGGCAGAAAGAGAACAACUGUUCUUAAGAUUUCAACAGCCUCCAAGGCUGUGAAUGUUAAUCAGAAUGCCUCCCCAAAUGUCACUGGAAAAAGAGGAAGGCCCCGAAAAUUAAAAUUUUCUAAGGCAGGGAGACCACCAAAAAACACUGGAAAAUCUUUAACUUCUACAAAGAGUGCUCCUAUGACCCCUGGAAAUACUUUUCCAGAUGUGAAACCUGAUCUGGAAGAUGUGGAUGGUGUCCUUUUUGUUUCCUUUGAGUCGAAGGAAGCUCUAGAUAUUCAUGCAGUUGAUGGGACAACAGAGGAAUCCUCUAGUCUUCAGGCAUCAACCACAAAUGACCCAGUAGGUUGCAGAGCAAGAAUUUCCCAGUUGGAAAAGGAAUUGAUCGAAGAUUUGAAGGCCUUGCGGCACAAACAGGUGAUUCAUCCUGGUCUUCAGGAAGUUGGCUUAAAAUUGAAUUCGGUGGAUCCAACAAUGAGCAUUGAUCUUAAAUACUUAGGAGUACAGCUACCAUUGGCUCCAGCUAAUAGUUUUCCUUUCUGGAACUUUAUGGGAACCAACCCUGCCUCUCCUGAUGCUGGAUUUCCUUUUGUUUCUAGGACAGGAAAGACCAAUGACUUUACCAAGAUCAAGGGAUGGAGGGGGAAGUUUCAUAGUGCUUCUUCAUCUAGGAACGAAGGUGGAAAUUCAGAAUGCUCACUGAAAAACCGUUCUGCUUUCUGCAGUGAUAAGCUAGAUGAAUAUUUGGAAAAUGAAGGCAAGCUGAUGGAAACAAGCAUGGGUUUCUCUUCUAAUGCUCCCACAUCUCCUGUAGUAUACCAGCUGCCCACAAAGAGUACCAGCUAUGUUCGAACACUUGACAGUGUACUUAAGAAGCAGUCUAUCAUUUCCCCUUCUACCUCUCAUGCUUUGAAACCUCAUUCUGUGCCCAUGGCUUCUCGAAAGGGGAAGUCUCAAAACAAACAGGCCACUUGUAGAACUAAAUCAUCUUAUAAAUCUAUUUUGCCAUACCCUGUUUCACCAAAGCAGAAACAACCUCAUGCAAGUUCAGGAGAUAAAGUUACAAGGAACUCAUCAACCACUAUUUCAGAAAGUCAGGUGAAUAACUUCAUUGUGUCAAGUUUAGAUGAAAAUAUAUUCCCAAAGCAGAUAAGUUUGCGACAGGCACAGCAACAGCAGCAACAGCAACAGGGAACUCGUCCUCCAGGCUUGUCUAAAUCUCAGGUGAAGCUAAUGGACCUGGAAGACUGCGCACUUUGGGAAGGAAAACCAAGGACCUAUAUCACUGAAGAACGCGCAGAUGUAUCCUUAACAACUCUGCUUACAGCUCAAGCAUCUCUCAAAACCAAACCCAUCCACACAAUCAUAAGGAAAAGAGCCCCUCCAUGCAACAAUGACUUCUGUCGAUUGGGUUGUGUAUGUUCCAGUCUAGCUUUGGAAAAGCGCCAGCCGACUCACUGCCGCCGACCAGACUGCAUGUUUGGCUGCACUUGUUUGAAAAGAAAAGUUGUACUUGUGAAAGGGGGGUCAAAAACUAAGCAUUUCCAGAGGAAGACUCAACGUGAUCCAGUAUUUUAUGAUGGUUUAGGAGAGGAACAAAGAGAAGAAGCAGCAGUAGCAGCAGUCAGGGAGGAUGAAGAACAAUUGAAAGAGAAAAGGAAGAGAAAGAAGCUGGAAUAUACUUUAUGUGAAACAGAGCCUGAACAGCCUGUUCGACAUUAUCCGUUAUGGGUUAAAGUAGAAGGCGAAGUAGAUCCGGAGCCAGUUUAUAUCCCAACACCUUCUGUCAUUGAGCCUGUGAAACCAUUGCUGUUGCCUCAGACAGACACAUUAUCUACUACUGUGAAGGGCAAACUGCUGACUGGAACUAAACCUGCACGAGCAUAUGCUCCCAAAGCUAAUCCUGUGAUUAGAGAAGAGGACAAGGAUCCAGUCUACCUGUAUUUUGAAAGUAUGAUGACAUGUGCCCGAGUUCGAGUUUAUGAAAGGAAAAAGGAUGAGCAGAGAAAACCAUCACCAUUACCAUCUCCAUCAUUUCAACAACAGAGGUCAUGCCAUUCUAGCCCUGAGAACUGUGGUCCAAAGGAACCUGAUUCUGAACAGCAGUCCUUGAAACCAAUGACCUGUGACCUGGAGGAUGAAUCUGAUAAAUCACAAGAAAAGAGCUGGAAGUCUUCCUGCAAUGAAGGAGAAUCCUCUUCUACCUCUUACGUGCAUCAGAAAUCACCUGGUGGUCCCACCAAACUGAUAGAAAUCAUCUCAGACUGCAACUGGGAGGAGGAUCGGAACAAGAUUUUGAGCAUCUUAUCCCAGCACAUCAAUAGCAACAUGCCACAAUCACUUAAGGUGGGCAGCUUCAUCAUUGAGUUGGCUUCUCAGCGAAAGAGUCGGGGUGAGAAGAACCCUCCUGUUUAUUCUUCUCGUGUGAAAAUCUCUAUGCCAUCAUGUCAAGACCAAGAUGAUAUGGCUGAGAAAUCUGGAUCAGAGACUCCUGAUGGUCCAUUAUCCCCUGGGAAAGUGGAUGGUAUCUCUCCUGUGCAGACAGAUGCCCUGGAUUCAGUGAGGGAGAGAUUACAUGGAGGCAAAGGUCUGCCUUUUUAUGCAGGACUUUCUCCUGCAGGGAAGCUUGUGGCCUAUAAACGUAAACCCAGUUCAAGCACAUCUGGACUUAUCCAGGUUAAUGGUAAGAGUUACCCGCAGGCUAAGUUGCUAUUGGGACAGAUGGGGGCAUUGCAUCCAGCCAAUAGGCUAGCUGCUUAUAUCACAGGCAGGUUGCGACCCUCAGUCCUGGACCUCUCAACCCUCAGUACUGUCAUCUCCAAGGUAGCAUCAAAUGCCAAGGUGGCUGCAUCCAGGAAACCACGUACCCUGUUGCCUUCCACGUCCAAUUCCAAAAUGACUUCCUCCUCUGGCACUACAACAAAUCGCCCUGGGAAGAAUCUGAAGGCAUUUGUCCCAGCAAAAAGACCAAUUGCGGCUCGACCCUCUCCUGGUGGUGUGUUCACACAGUUUGUGAUGAGUAAAGUUGGAGCCCUGCAGCAGAAGAUACCUGGAGUUAGCACGCCCCAACCCCUAACAGGGCCACAGAAGUUCAGUAUCAGACCCUCUCCAUUAAUGGUCGUCACACCUGUGGUUUCUUCUGAACCAGUUCAGGUGUGCAGUUCUGUGACUGCUGCUGUCACUACUACCACCCCUCAAGUAAUUUUAGAAAAUGUUACUGCUGUGACACCUAUGACUGCUAUCUCUGACGUGGGAACUAAAGAAACUACUUAUUCUUCUGGUGCCACUACUGCAGAGGUUGUUGAGGUCUCUGAAACUAAUUCCAGCACCCCUGUAACACCUACACAAUCUACAGCCACUGUGAACCUUAUCAAAACGACUGGGAUAACUACCCCUGUGGCUUCAGUUGCUUUUCCUAAGUCCUUGGUAGCAUCUUCUCCAACCAUAACUCUUCCUGUUGCUUCCACUGCCUCCACCUCCAUAGUGGUGGUGACCACAGCUGCAUCUUCUUCCAUGGUGACCACACCAACUACAUCUCUGGGCUCUGUUCCCAUUAUACUCUCAGGAAUUGAUGGGAAUCCACCAGUGAGCCAGAGACCAGAAACUAGCCCUCAGAUUCCAGUGACUACUCCACAGGUCUCUCCUAAUACAGUGAAACGUACUGGACCUCGAUUGUUGUUGAUUCCUGUCCAACAAGGUUCUCCUACUCUCAGACCUGUUCCAAACACACAACUUCAGGGACAACGGAUGGUCUUACAGCCUGUUAGAAGCCCAACUGGAAUGAACCUGUUCAGGCACCCUAAUGGGCAGAUUGUCCAGCUCCUUCCUUUGCACCAGCUUCGAGGCUCUAAUACCCAGCCCAACUUACAGCCCAUCAUGUUUAGGAAUCCAGGGGCUGUGAUGGGAAUCCGGCUACCCACUCCAUCAAAACCUUCAGAAACUCCACCAUCUUCUGCUUCAUCCUCUGCUUUCUCUGUUGUUAACCCUGUAAUUCAGAGUGUUGGCACUUCACCAACAGUGAAUGUUGUCACUCAGGCACCAACAUUGAUUUCUUCUGGACCUAGUUUUGUAUCUCAAUCUGGUACAUUGACCUUGAGAAUUUCCCCUCCUGAACCACAAAGCUUUGCAAAUAAAACAGUCUCUGAAACCAAAAUAACAUAUAGUUCAGGAGGACAACCCAUUGGCACAGCCAGUCUUAUACCUCUUCAGUCUGGUAGUUUUGCCUUAUUGCAGCUUCCUGGACAAAAACCUGUUCCUAGCUCAAUUCUUCAACAUGUUGCUUCUCUUCAGAUGAAGAAAGAGUCUCAGAAUAUAGACCAGAAGGAUGAAGUGAACUUUAUAAAGAGAGAACAAGAAACUAAGAAGGCUCUACUACAGUCAGAAGAAGCUACAGAUCCUGAGCUUAAUAUAAUAAAACAAAAAUCAGGUGCUUCAGAAGAAACCCUGAAUGAUUUCCUGGAAGAUGAAGAAUCCCUUACAGAAGAAGAUCCUGUUAAACCUGAGCACUCCUGUGUCUCUGGAUCACACAAAAGUGAAGAUGCUGAUGAAGAGUAUCCAUUUAGGAGUCCUAAUAAUGCCAAAGAAAAACUGACUGUACUAGAAAUUAAGGCCAUUUCUGAAAAAGCCAGUAACAUUACUGUUAAAAGUGCAAGUAAUGUGCAGCAUAAAAAACUUGGUGAUAUGAAAAUGGAACAGCAAAGCGGGUUAAAUAAUCCAGAUGAAAACUCAAAUGAUUUUUCAGUCAUCUCUAAGGAAGAGAGUAAAGUGAAUUUACCAAGGAGCAAAAUUGUGGAGCAGUCUAAUCUGCACCCAGAGGCUAAGGGAUAUGGCAACUCUCCGAAGGACAGUAUUAGGGAGAGAUGGAGAAAACGUCUGAAGGGUCCUUUAACCCAUGGAACUUUACUAGAAUGCAAGGAAGAGGCAGAUGAGCAGUUAAUUAUAAAAACAAAGACUUGUCAGGAAAAUUCAGUAUUUCAACAAGAACAAAUUAACUCUGAUUCUCUUGGGAAAAGUGGAACUAAGAAUGCCAGAGAAUUAAAAGCUGAAUGUGAUUCUUGGAGUAGGAUUUCUCGUUCUGCAACUUUCUCCAUUGUCCCUAGGAGAGCUACAAAAGGGAGUAGAGAGGAAGCACAUCUUCAAAGUCACUUACUGCUACCAGGAGAACAGACGCAACCAAAGCAGGAGAAGGGUGGGAAAAGCAAUUCUGACUUCACUCUCUUGCAUUUGGAAGAGGAGGACGAGGAAGAUGACAAUGAGAAAACCGAUGAUUCUAUUGAUGAGAUUGUGGAUGUUGUUUCUGACUACCAGAGUGAGGAGGUUGAUGAUAUAGAAAAGGUGAGUAACUGUGUUGAAUACACUGAAGAUGAUGAGGAGCAGGUAGACAUUGAGACUGUGGAAGAGCUGUCUGAAGAAAUUCACUCUGCCCACACACAGACUUUGAAACAGUCGUGCCGUACCCGUACUUCCGCAGAUGACAAAGCAACUGAAAGGAGUCGAAAGGCUUCAUCAGUUCCUCUAAAGUUAAAACCUGAUUACUGGAGUGAAAAGCUACAAAAAGAAGCAGAAGCUUUUGCUUAUUACCGACGGACACACACUGCCAAUGAGCGACGCCGUCGUGGUGAAAUGAGGGAUCUCUUUGAGAAAUUGAAAGUUACACUAGGAUUACUUCAUUCUUCCAAGGUUUCCAAAAGUCUCAUUCUUACCAGGGCAUUCAGUGAAAUUCAGGGACUAACAGAUCAGGCAGACAAGUUGAUAGGACAGAAAAAUCUCCUGACUCGAAAACGGAAUAUUUUGAUACGGAAAGUGUCGUCUCUUUCAGGUAAGACAGAAGAGGUGGUCCUGAAGAAACUAGAGUAUAUUUAUGCAAAACAACAAGCACUAGAGGCACAGAAACGAAAAAGGAAGAUGGGAUCAGAUGAAUUUGAUGUGCCUCCCAGAAGUAGCAAACAGCAGGAAGGAUCCUCUACAUCAUCUGUAGAUCUUGGACAGAUGUUUAUAAAUAACAGGAAGGGGAAGCCUUUGAUUCUCUCCAGAAAAAAAGACCAGGCUACAGAAAAUAGCUCACCUUCUGGCACGCCACACACCUCGGCUAACAUUGUGAUGACUCCACAAGGGCAGUUGCUCACCUUAAAAGGUCCCCUGUUUUCAGGACCAGUGGUAACUGUUUCUCCUACUCUCUUAGAAGCAGAUUUGAAGCCUAAAGCUGCCAGCAGUGUUAUGACUCAAUCAGAAAAUGACGACUUAUUUAUGAUGCCAAGAAUUGUUAAUGUGACAUCACUGGCCACAGAGGGAGGUUUGGUAGAUAUGGCUGGUAGCAAAUAUGAAGUUCCUAGUGGCAAGCCAACUGAGCAUCUGAAAAAUGCUGUCAGGAGUGAAAAAGACUCCUUUGAAGAUGCAGGCAGAAUCUCUUCCAGAGGCAACCAUAGAGAUGGCCGAAUGACAUUGGGUUCUACAAAAGUUUUUUUGGCAAGUAAGGAUUCUGGUUUCCCACAAAUAGUUGAUGUUUCAAGUAUGCAGGAAACACAAGAAUUCUUACCCAAAGAUAUUUCUGGUGAUAUGAGAGGGCAGUAUAAAUGGAAAGAGAAUGAAUCCAGACGGGAGAGAUUGAAGCCAAAGGAGUCUCCAUUUCAUAAAGUAAAGAUGAAAGACCUUAAAGACUCAAGCAUCGAGAUGGAACUGAGAAAGGUAGCUUCAGCAAUAGAGGAAGCAGCACUAGAUCCCAGUGAUCUGCUAACUAACAUGGAAGAGGAGGAUGACACUGAUGAAACUCUAACCUCUUUGCUCAAUGAAAUUGCCUUUCUUAAUCAGCAGUUAAAUGAUGAUUCUGUUAGCCUAUCUGAACUACCCAGCUCUAUGGAUACAGAAUUUCAGGCGGAUGGUCAGCGGGCUUUUAUCAGUAAACUUACUUCUGGAAACAGAGCAGCUUUCCAGGUUGGCCAGUUGGGAACUGGUUUGAAAGAGUUAUCUGAUGUACAAGGGGAAAGUGACUCCGUCAGUCCCCUCCUUUUACACUUGGAAGAUGAUGACUUUUCUGAGAAUGAAAAACAACUUGCAGAACCAGCCUCUGAGCCAGAUGUUCUUAAGAUUGUUAUUGACUCUGAGAUAAAGGAUUCUCUCCUUUCUAACAGAAGAUCAAGUGAUGGGGAGAAGGGUACUUCUGGCAUUUCUGCAGAAACUGAAAGUGUGUCUUCACCCCCAAUUCUGCACAUGAAGACUGGUCUAGAGAAUAGCAACAUGGAUACUUUAUGGAGGCCUAUGCCAAAGCUGGCACCUCUAGGUUUAAAAGUAGCUAAUCCUCCUAGUGAUGCAGAUGGUCAGAGUCUCAAGGUGAUGCCUUGCUUGGCACCUGUAGCUGCUAAAGUUGGAUCACUUGGACACAAAAUGAACUUAACAGGGAAUGACCAGGAAUGCCGAGAUGGCAAAGUGAUGCCUACAUUGGCACCUGUUAUUGCCAAAUCCAGCAACUCUGGGGUCUCACCAAGUUCUGUAGGGAAAUGAACAUACUUGUCCUUGGACAGAAACAACACUAUGAGCAGACAACCUCCUUUCUCUUUAGGCAUCUGCUUAUUUGUGUCUCGGGAAAUGAGAUCCUUAAAUUUGAUGUGGUGGAUAAUAACAGAGAAAGGGAAUAGGGCACUGGCUUUGGUAUAAGUAAUUACUAUGAAAUUCUGAUCAUGUUAAAAUGUGUUACCUCACUUGUGGUGCUGGGGUCUCCUCAUCCUCUCCAAGAAGGUGUGAUUUAUUGCUAAACAUGAGGUGUCCCUCUAACCCAAGUAAUUCAAACAAGACUCUAGAUCCUCAGUGAUUCCUAGUUCUUUGCUCCCAAAAGAAAAAAAAGGGGGGGGGGCUGAUUGGGAUUUUGGAGUUGUGAACUGACUAAACCAUAAUACUGUUUUUUUAUGUUGUGUGUGUGUGUGUGUGCGCACACGUGUGCACACAUGCUUUGGAGUUAAGUCUGAAAUCCAAGGAAUGUGAUGCACAUGUGUGAGAGGACCCAGAAGAGAAUGUUUUUAGUUCAAAGCUAGGGGGAGAGAGAGAAUGAGUACCAUGGCAUACCAAAGUGAAGGACUUUAUGUCAUUCAGCAAACAUUUCUUUUAUAUCCCAAGUAGGUUCCAUUUCCUUACCUUAAAUUAGAAUUGUACGUCCAAGCCUGCUGGUAAAGUAGGAAUGCUUUUAAUGUUUAUUACUAAGGUAAUUGUUUGGAGAUGUUAAAAAAAAAUUACUAUUCUCCCUUAUUGUCUUAAGGUGACCAUUUCAAAGUACCAGGUCUUUCUACGCAGAAUAUAUGGAUGUAGGCAUAGAGAGACCUCUUCCUCUUUCACUAAUCAUAUCACUCAAGAGCUAGCUGAAAUAGAAAGCAUUCCCUCCCCAGACCAGAGACAGUGGCCAAAAUGAAAAAACUGUGGGGCUGGAUAUUUACUAAAUCAAACCAGCCUCCUGGUGCUUGAAGGUCUCAUUCACUAUUAAUUGCACAGGAUGUAAAGAAAAAGUCACAGUAGGCACUCUUUACCAGGGAAAUACAGCAGUAUUUGAACUACAAGAUAUAUUUUUUAUUAACCUGCUACCAUGGAUUCAAUGAUCUGUAGAGCUUUUUUCACUCAUUAGCUGUCAGGUCAUGAAGGACUGACAGCCUGUAAAGAUAUAUUUAUAUUUUUGUAUAGUUGUUUUCACAGGUUUCUCAAAGGCUGAAGUUUUCAACCUAGAAGAUGAGAUUUGUAUUGAGUAUAGAAAUGUUUCCUAUCUAGUUUGUAAAUAAUCAUGGUGCACUUGAGGGGUCUCUUGGAAACUCCCGGGGGCAAGAAUCACUUCUGAAAAUGUAUAGACUGAGAUUUAGCUGCUGCAUUUUGCCUUUCUUAAAUAAUUGUAUUUUGGAAUGUAACCCUUGUUCUGUCAUUAUUGACAGGAUUUGCUUGUGUUGUGAAAUAUUAACACAAGAGCUUCCACUACCUAGGCUGUGCCUGGGUAUUGCUAUUUCUUCUAUGUUCCCUCCCUUCUGUGUUCCCUAGAUUGCCACUCAGCAUAGUUUCAAACCUAUGUCACAAGCCCAAUUUAGGAAUGGUUCAAGCCAGUGAAUUAUUACUGCCUUGGUUGGUUCACUUACUAGUAACUCUGGUAGUCAACAGAUUGAAAAGAGUGGGAAAAACUUCUGCAAAUUGCAGCAGGAGAACUUCUUUUGCUGAUUUUAUGCUACUUGCCUUUCUUGAACUGCUCAUCAGCAUUUAACCCUUUGUUCUUCUAACAGUCACUGAAUAAGCUUGAAGUAGGUAUAAAGCAUUCCUCAGCUUAUUAUCCCUUUUCACAGCUUUUAAAUACAGAUUUCAUUCAAUGCCUUAGCCAAGAAGUCCUGCCCCUGCCUUUUCUGCUAGUAAUUAAUUGUUCUUGGAGAUGCUAGUACUUUACAUCAGCUACAGUUUUCCAUUAUUUCCCUGCUUGUCUUGUCCCCACAUUUCCUCCUAACUUCUAAUGGCUUUUGUUAACAGCUUUUGAGGAGCAGGCAUGUAAGUGAAAAUAUCCUCAGGAAAAGGACAAUUCUGUUUCUAAACUCUGUUCCUUUUUUAAAAUAAGAAAAAAUAGGUAAUUAAUUCUUUAUGGUUAGGUAUAUGACUGUUUAUGAGAGAUGUGCAAAGAUGAAAAUGAGAGAUGAUUACAGGAGUUCAAGGAAGGCUUCAUAUAUCAUUAUAACCCUUAUCCUCCCACCUCUACCCCCAGAUACUGGUUUCAAGACCUCUUAGAACUAGGAAGUCAUCAGGGCAAAUGUAAGGAAUAGACCUUCAGAACAACCCUGCAGUCUUAAGAGAAAUCUGAAAUCUCAAAAAAAAAUUCCUAUACUUUAACUUUACCCCAGGAAAAAACUGAGCUAUGAAAAUUACCUGUUUGACUAUGAAAGCUGUAAUUGAGAGAGGAGUUAAGGAAACUGGAGGACAGUAAGUGCUGAUCCUAACUAAGAAGCAUGAUCUCAGUAGAUCAAUGAUUCGCCUUUUUAUACACCUGUAAAUAAGUGGAAUGUUUUUAAGAAUAUAAUCAUGUCAGAUUUAGCUUUUUCUUUUAUAUAUUAAAUAUAUAUAUAUAUCUUUCUUUUCCUGCUUUUGAAAAAUGACUAUUUUUUUAAAAACCUAAGAAUAGAAGUUUGGCAAUUGAAAGGCAGAAUGUAUAAACUUGAAAUAAAUCAGUUAUUAUAAUUAAAAUAGAAUCUGGUGUUUGGAGAUUUGUGGUGAGUUGGAACAGAUAGUUCUAAUGUCUUAUGUCACAUAUCAGAGAGGAGCUACUAAGGUAGUUCUAUCACAGGAUGAUUUUUUUUUUUAUUACUAUUUCUAACAUGCCAUUGUGUGUGUGUAGGGGGUGUGCUCUAAUGUUUAUAGCUUGGUUUACAUGGAGACUUCAAAGUUUUGUAUGAUUCGAUGGCAAGUAUUCCAAGUUCGACAGUAAAGAAAGACUUGCCUCAUAAUACCAGCGCAUACAGGUCAUCAGUGCACCUGUUAUUCUUGAGGAAUAUUAGGGAAGAAAUUAUAUUAGUGACCUGGAACAAUAGAACUUUUAAAAACAAAAUACAAUAAUGAGUAACAAUUUAUAUAUAUGUUUAUUUUUUUUCCCAGUUCAGCUCUGUGCCUCCCUCCUCCUGCCCCAAGCUCUAGCUUGGGUUGGUGCCAGAGAUUGAACCUGUGAGCUUUAGGCAUGAAAGUGUUGUGUACAUUGCAUUGCUGUCUCCCUGGCUUUAGUAUCAGGAGAGUUCUUUAGAUACUGAAAUACUCUGAGGUUUAUAAGGUCAAGUAUAGUCAUAACAUUUACACAUCGUGUAGCUUCAUAGUAAAUUCAAAUUCAACUCCCCCCUCUCCCAUUAUGAAUGAAAUAUCCAACAGUGGCUUGUCUAACAAGUCUGAAAAAUCUUAAACAUGGAAGGCAGAUAAUCUGAAUAUUAUUUGGGACAGGAUUCACAGUAUAGUGCGCACACACCCCCACCCACCCACCCACACACUGGUUGAGGUAUUGGGAUGGAAUAAAACAGAAUCAGGUGAAUUAAGAGGUUAAUGCACUUUGAAGAUGGGUCUAAAAAGUGGGAAUGAUCUUAGUUGCUUCUAGAAGAUUGUGUGUGCAUGUGUGUGUGUGCAGAGUAGACAGCACAUUUUCAGGUAUUGUUUAACUGAUAGCCAAGAGUCUUGAAUUGUUCAUUUUUAAGAAAGUCUAAGGACACCAGUAUUUCCAUGUCUUAUAUUAUCUAUAUUGAAAUUUUACAUGAACCUUAAUAGCUGAUUACAGAGAAAAAUAAAACUCAGCUACUCAGAUUGUCUUUGGUAUUUAGAGAAAAAAAAAUGAGUCAAGACUGUUUUUGGAAUCGGAAGAUAGGCCAGCAGGUAAAGUACACACCUACUGUGGGUGAAACCCUGGGUCAAAUCUCUGGCACCACAUGGGAACACCAUGGACAGCACCAAAGGGAACUCAGGGAUGAUGGAGCAGUGCUUUGGUGCUUUUCCCUUACUCAUCCCCCAGUUCUUUCUCUCUCUCUCUCUCUCUCUACCCCCCCCUCCCCUCUCUCCUCUUUUUCCCUCUCCCCUCUCUCCUGUCUCCAGAAUAGAAUGAAAAAAUUGGGUGAAAGGCCAGUUGGCAACAUCAAGUAUGCUUAAGUUUCUCAGCUUAUUCUCCAGUGCCACACUAAAGUGCAUUUUAAAAAUUAAGUUAAAGGGAAAUAAUAUAUGCAAAUUUAGAACUGAGGCAUAGUUGGAGUAUACCAAAUACAACAGACUGCUCUACAAAGAUGGUUAGAAGUGUGCGUGGAAGGUGAGAAGAUUAAACCAUGGAAUGGGCUGGAAAAUUUGAGACAAAUAAGUGCUGUUAAGUUUUCUAUCAUUGUAAAUUCUGCUGUUAGGCAAGAUUAUGUUAAAUAGCAAAGCAUUAUUGGAAGCAUUGUUUUAGAUCCAUCCUGUUUCCAAUUCUAAGCAUUGUCUUAGCUGCCCCACAGUGCCUUGCAUGUAAAGGUGCUCAAUAAAUAUUUGAAUUGAU